Messenger RNA from Thunnus maccoyii (southern bluefin tuna), 2715 nucleotides. Its product is annotated as ras-related protein Rab-37-like. Gene Ontology annotation, biological process: regulation of exocytosis; neurotransmitter receptor transport to postsynaptic membrane; Golgi vesicle fusion to target membrane. Lineage: Eukaryota; Metazoa; Chordata; Actinopteri; Scombriformes; Scombridae. Bases 904 to 1593 code for a protein of 229 amino acids. Gene Ontology annotation, molecular function: GTPase activity; GTP binding. The record is from RefSeq and is a predicted model, not a curated record. Gene Ontology annotation, cellular component: endosome; dendritic spine; Golgi apparatus. The transcript is spliced from 9 exons.
UCUGGGAUAGUUGUUAAUUCGCCUGCUAUGCUGAGGGAUAAUUAAAGGGAAAAAAAAUGGGUUGAUAAAAAAAGCUAUAAAAAUAACAAAAGAUGGGAACUACUUUAUGAUCAUAUAAGAUGGAUUUGUCAGGAAAUAUUCUUGAAGGAAACAUUUUUAAGGUUUCUGAACAAAGUUUGCGCACAGGUGUCCAAACCCUUUUACGCACCUUUUUUUUUUUUACUUUAAGGCAGAGUUUAAUUAUCUUUAGCAGAGAAUUCUUAUUAUCCAUCUGGAUUUUUCAGAAUGUUAAUGUUAAACCGAUAGAUCGUAGUUUGAGACUCUUUGCUUUUUCUUCACCGAACCUGUCAAUAAUCGACCACCACCUGUGGCGGAUGAGUCAGCCAUCGGCGCGGUUGACCCCUGCAGCUGUUUACGGGGACGGUGUCAGCCUGAAAAAGACAAGAUGUUUCACUCAUAAGAAAAAUACAGUGUCAGAGCUGCCGACGCAUAGCUACUCAGUUAAUCAUCUGCCCACGCCAGGAUGCUACGCUCCGCUCUGCAAAACCAGAGAAAUGUUUCCGCCUGUUUGUCAUUACUGCUUUCUUGACUGGUGGAUGUCGAGGCUCCGCUGAUUCUUUUUUCUCUCUCCAAGUUUCCACCGUCGCCUCCGUCUUUUUUUUUUUUUUUUUUUUUUUUCUUGACAGGUGAUAUUAAGGUGUGAUUUUCUCUCUUGUCUUGGGAAGCGCCUGGUGAUUAUUUCGUGGCCACACGCAGUAUGCGCGCAGAGGGGCUGGAAGCUGGAGGAGACUCGGACUGAGAUCUCACAGACACCGAGCGCGCGUCUUUCUCUCUCUUGGACACAUCUCGGAGAUAACUGUGGUUUGGCUCUCUAUACUCUUUUUUUUUUCCCUUGGCAUUGCGAUGUCCACAAGGAAGACAUCGUUGACGGACAAGCAGACUAAAAACGGCACGUCAAAAUAUGUGUUGGAGAGAUGCGCUUCUAUUAACGAGUAUUAUGAUAUUGCCUUUAAGGUGAUGCUGCUGGGAGACUCGGCCGUGGGGAAGACGUGCCUCUUGGUGCGCUUUAAAGAUGGGGCCUUUCUGGGAGGCAACUUUAUAGCCACCGUUGGAAUAGACUUUAGGAAUAAAGUGGUGGAUGUUGACAACCUGAAAGUCAAACUCCAGAUCUGGGAUACAGCCGGCCAAGAGAGAUUCCGCAGCGUAACGCAUGCCUACUACAGAGAUGCCCAGGCAUUACUUCUGCUUUAUGAUAUCACCAGCAAGCUGUCAUUUGACAAUAUCAGGGCUUGGCUGACUGAAAUACACGAGUAUGCCCAGAAGGAUGUGGUCAUCAUGUUGCUCGGCAACAAGUCAGACAUGGCUGCAGAGAGGGUCGUGAAGACGGAGGAUGGAGAAAAGCUGGCGAAGGAGUAUGGAGUGCCAUUUAUGGAAACCAGUGCGAAGACAGGAGUCAAUGUGGAACUGGCCUUUCUCGCUAUUGCAAGGGAGCUGAAGCACAGAGCAACGCAGCAGCCGAAUGAGCCCAAGUUCCAGAUACAUGACUACAUCGAGUCUCAGAAGCACAAGUCCGGCUGCUGCGGCCUCAUGUAGCUGAUCCUGAUCACCAGGCAGAGAGAGACACACAAACAGAAAGAGAAAGAGUGAGAGAAGGAAGGAGGGAGGAAGGGAGUGAGAACGAGGUAAAAAAAAAAAAAAAAUAGUCUGCUCUCUUACAAAAGCCAAUCCCAGCGCCAAACCUGAGAAGUGGACAUCCUCCUCUUCUCCACUGAGCUUUUAGCUGAAUGAAAAUGAACCUGGAUUGGACGCCAUCCCUUAUCUGAAAUGUGAAUUUAAAUCUCUUUUAUGUCAUGCGUAGAGAUGUCUGUGGUCUUUGUGGUGACAGUUGUAUCAAACGACAAAGUCAGGAGUUACAAUCUGAAAUGCUAUAUCCAUCAAAAAGAAAAAAACAAAACAGCAUCAUUCUAUACUUGAUAAACGGCAGUUUUAUAUAUGAACAAUUAAUAUGACUGUUGAUGUGGAUAUAGCAUUUUUGCCAUGCAGCUCUUAGUUUGUUUUUCAUCCCAGUUUAACCAGGCUGUGAACUGAAUCCCUUUUGGCCUUACAGUCUUCAUCUUUAUUUAGUGUGUUUGAGAUAAGUGGACUUCAGUCUCACAGUCAGAUUGUAGCUAAAAUGAUCCCGUCUGUUCACAUCUGUACUGCUGUUAGAUAGAAUAAAGCCAACAUUUUGAGGGCACUCGCCCGCUGUGUGUCUGUUUGUACCUUCAAUUCAGGGCCAGUGAAACGUCAUUCAAAGUACUGUACAUGUAAACGUGCUGGAGCAUCAUCCCACUGUUGCACCAGGAUACACUCAAAGAGAUUAUUUUCGUUAUGUCUUGGUUAGAGAUUCCUCAGCAUGCAGUCUGCCUUUUUACCAUGUGUCGUUCACACACCGAGAUGCGGCAAACCACAGCACUCACUGAACAUUGUUGUGUCUCCUUUGAUGAUGGAUGUUGUUGUCUAGACUGUACAGAAGCUGUAUUUGUUCAUACGCCGCAUCGUGUAACUUUGUUUCUUUGUACAAUGUUCAUUAUGAAUGUUUGCUUGUCGAAACUUGCUCAAUGUCACAUUUGUUCCUCUUCUGAGGCGUCACGGUGAUCACAAAGUGCCACGAAAAAGUGCUUUGUUAUCAUAUUAUAUAUACAUAUAUAUAUAAAAAGUAUAUUUUGUAAUGUA